AUGAGACUCCUCUUCUACCCUGCACUGGGAGAGAGAGAAGUCGACGAAUUGAUGCCGGGGAUUGGUAGCCACACCGAUUUCGAGUGUUUCACUAUCCUCCGCCAGAGUUUCUGCGACGUGCCGUCUGCUCUUCAGGUCCAGAAUCGACAAGGCGAAUGGAUCGAUGCGCCGUAUAUUCCUGAAACCUUUGUGGUCAAUAUCGGUGACCAAUUUGCACGAUGGACGAACGAUAUCUUCGUGUCCACAAGACAUCGCGUCCUUCCAGCUUUGGCCAAAGACCGAUAUUCCAUCCCAUUCUUCUUUGGAUGCGAUCACGACGUGCCUCUCCUCCCUCCUGAUACGUGUGUAACUGUGGAAAGGCCGGCGAGAUAUCCAGUGGUUACAGCAGGAGCGUAUGUCUUUGAUCGACUUUCAAAGGCCUACAAAGUCGAAAGGUCGAGUGUAUGA
Molecule: messenger RNA, 447 nt
Organism: Cryptococcus wingfieldii CBS 7118
Lineage: Eukaryota; Fungi; Basidiomycota; Tremellomycetes; Tremellales; Cryptococcaceae
Exons: 4
Coding region: 1-447 (148 amino acids)
Molecular function (GO): dioxygenase activity
Source: RefSeq, a predicted model, not a curated record